Symbiodinium pilosum is the source of this 921-nucleotide messenger RNA. The record is from the annotation of a GenBank genome assembly. Lineage: Eukaryota; Dinophyceae; Suessiales; Symbiodiniaceae.
AUGGCUGGCAAAAACACUUAUCAGGAGAUGAAGCCGGUGAAUGAGCUGGCCCUGGAAGGUGGCGAGCCCCUCAAGGAGGAGCCUCCAGCCCCUCCGGCGCCGACCUACUUCCAGAAGAUGGCAGGGGCUGGAGAGAAGCCGCCUCCACAGCUCUCUGUGACCUACAGUGCCUACAGCUUCCUCGGCGCAUUCCUUGGGAUGGGUGCUAUUGGCCUGCUCCAUACUUAUGUCAUGAUGCCGGAUGCCAGCAUGGUUCUUCUAGUGGGCUCCUUCGGGGCAAUGUCGGUGAUCGUCUUUAGUGGCUACAAGACACCCGUGGCGCAGCCCAAAAACGUGAUCAUUGGCAACACCAUUGGCGGCCUGGUCGGUGUGGUCGUGUUCAACCUCAUGAGAGAGCUUGGACUUGAGAAGAUGGUGUGGCUGGGUGCUGCCCUCUCUGUAUCCCUGACCAUCGUGGUUCAGGAAUUGACGAAGACAGUUCACCCUCCUGGCGGCGCAACGGCUCUGAUCUACAUUAUCACGCCUCCAGUCCAGCACAUGGGCUACUUGUUUGUCUUCUGCCCAUCUUUUCUGGGCGCUGUGAUCAUGGUGGCCGUGGCCUGUGUGACCAACAACCUGGCGGAAGACCGAGUCUAUCCGCAGUACUGGUGGCCGUCUGAGAACUCGGAGGAAGAGGCAGACAGCGAUGAGUCAGAGACCUGGAUCGGCAAGUACUUCAGGAAGUUCCAGGGCGCUGGUGCCGCACCUCUCCCCGCAGCCUCUCCUCCCUUGAACCAGACCUGGUGCAGCUUCCUUGGCUCCUUCCUUGCGAUCGCUGCCCUUGGCCUGUUGCAAGCAUACGUGACCCUGCCGAUGAUGCACGAGAUGCUUAUGAUUGGUGCCUUUGGGGCCAUGUCUGUCAUCAUUUUCUCAGCCUGGAAG